Molecule: messenger RNA, 645 nt
Organism: Meyerozyma guilliermondii ATCC 6260
Lineage: Eukaryota; Fungi; Ascomycota; Pichiomycetes; Serinales; Debaryomycetaceae
Product: signal peptidase complex catalytic subunit
Exons: 1
Coding region: 1-645 (214 amino acids)
Cellular component (GO): signal peptidase complex; membrane
Molecular function (GO): serine-type endopeptidase activity
Source: RefSeq, a predicted model, not a curated record
AUGCAGGGACGAUCUGGUGUGGGGGCCCGCGCCGCGUGCAGGCGCCUAGGUUCCACUAUGUGCUGUAGGCAGUCUCGCACUGGCAGUCGCACUGGCAGCCUUCGCAUUCGCGCUGUUCAUUUACAGCUUUCCUGGCCUCUUAACAUGAAUCUCCGCCAGCAAUUGACCCAGUUUCUCACCAUGGCAUUUGUCUUUUCCUCGUCGUUCAUGGCGUGGAAAACCUUGUCUGUGGUGACCAAUUCUCACUCGCCCGUGGUGGUGGUUUUAUCUGGUUCGAUGGAACCGGCUUUUCAACGUGGAGAUAUUCUUUUCUUAUGGAAUCGACAGCGUCAGAAUAAAGUGGGCGAUGUAGUGGUGUACGAAAUCAAGGGUAAAGACAUUCCUAUAGUCCAUAGGGUGUUGAGGGAACAUCAUAAUCUGGAAAAACAGUACUUGUUGACUAAAGGUGAUAACAAUCUUGUUGAUGAUUUGGGGUUGUAUGCCAAAAAACAAGGAUAUUUGAACCAGGCAACCGACUUGGUGGGCACAGUAAAGGCGUAUUUGCCAAAGGUGGGGUACGUGACCAUUUUGAUCAGUGAAAACAUGUAUGCUCGGUACGCGCUUUUGGGGAUAAUGUGUAUCAGUAGUUUAUUGACUGGGGAGUAG